Sporisorium graminicola is the source of this 651-nucleotide messenger RNA. RefSeq lists its product as uncharacterized. Lineage: Eukaryota; Fungi; Basidiomycota; Ustilaginomycetes; Ustilaginales; Ustilaginaceae. The record is from RefSeq and is a predicted model, not a curated record. Gene Ontology annotation, biological process: small GTPase-mediated signal transduction. Bases 1 to 651 code for a protein of 216 amino acids. The transcript has 3 exons. Gene Ontology annotation, molecular function: GTPase activity; GTP binding.
AUGACGCUGUGCGGGUUGGUUGGGACCGAUUCAUCCUCCUCACGACGAGACGGGAGGAGGAUAGCACGCAAAGUGCUCGUUCUAGGAGAUGGAGCAUGCGGCAAGACUAGUCUGCUGUUUGUUCUUAUCAAACACGAGUUUCCACAGACUUACGAGCCGACGGUGUUUGAGAACUACGUCCAUAUCAUGCAGCCUGCACCUGGUGGUCCAUCGGUCGAGCUGACGCUGUGGGAUACAGCAGGGCAGGAAGAGUUCGACAAGCUGCGCAGCCUCUCGUACGCCGAUACGCACGUCGUUGUCCUCUGCUUCUCCACAGACAACCCAGUAAGCCUGGAGAACGUCGAGACACGAUGGCUACCAGAGAUCCGCGACCACUGUCCCGGGGUCAAGAUCAUCCUCGUCGCGCUCAAGUGCGACCUGCGCGACGCGCCCUCGACGAUCGAGAAACGCUUCGCCGGUGCCCCGCCCCCACUCACGUACAACGACGGCGUCGCAGUCGCCAAACGCAUCAAAGCCUCGCGCUACCUCGAGUGCUCGGCAAAAAUGAACCGCGGCGUCCAAGAGGCCUUUGUCGAAGUCGCAAACGUCGCCAUCGCAAGCUCCGCCAAGGGCCCCUCCAAACACGGCGCCAGAGGCUGCGUCAUCGCCUAG